Molecule: messenger RNA, 1246 nt
Organism: Nezara viridula (southern green stink bug)
Lineage: Eukaryota; Metazoa; Arthropoda; Insecta; Hemiptera; Pentatomidae
Source: the annotation of a GenBank genome assembly
AUUACCAUAUGACCAUAUAAACAAGAAAAAAAUUAACUAAAAUUUUCAAAAUAGAAUCUUUCAUGCCUGCAAGAUGUUAAGGUUUUUUAAUCAAACUCUCAGAUUCAGUCCAACGACUAGCGGACUCCGUUUCGAUUGUAGAAGAUACAUCGAAACCCUCCGAAGCUCAGAUCCGGAAACUAAAAUAACGAAGGGAGACUUCGAAGAACAACUGUUGCAACUGGAGGAACUGAAGGGAGUAUUAGAAAAGAGGAAGUCGGAUGGAAAUCCGGAAGUUAUGGAAUCUUCCUUGAGGCACGUGAUUAAAUUGAUCAGUGACCUCAAGAACGACUUAUUGAAGAACUAAUGAAAUUGUUUAACCAAUUCAGAAGAAUAAAAACAUGUUUGUCUAAUAAUAUAUCAUAAUAGAGGUUUAUAUUUUCUUUUACAUUUUUAGUUUUAAAAAACGUGUGUGUGUGUUUUUAAGACGAAGAUGCCUAAAUUGGUCAAAAUUCGACUGAUUAGUUAUUUAAGAUACUUGAAUGUUUAUUUUUGGAACUUACUUUUAAGUUUCCUGGACUUAUCCUUUUAUAUUUAUUGUUUCGUUCUCGUUCUUGUAGGUACUUUAUAUUAUUAUCAAUCUAAACUUAGUAUUAAAGAUCCAGUAACAAUAACAUUCCUAGAGCGAACUGAUUAAAAUACUUUGGCUCCAUGGGUGCCCACUCCCCCCAAGGUCGAUGGCCCAUGGACUUCCCCUGCUCUCCCAAGAAAUUUUAUUGCUCAUCUCUUUUUAAAAACAAUAGAAUCAAAAGUAGACAACAUUAGAAAAACAGUAAUAAUAGGACAGUAGAUCAUUAGCACUGCCUAAAUGAGAGACCGAGUAGAGUCUUGGUCUUGCAAACUCAGUCUUGGUCAUGGUCUUAGUCUCGCGCAAGAGUCUUGCAGUUAUUUAUUAACUUAUUACUAUAAAGAUAUUCCUGUAAUAUUUAGAUAGGAGAAACCUAAAUAAGCCCGAAAGAAAAAUUAGAGGAGUUGAAUGCAAAAGUAUAUUGAUUAUACCAAUUAUUAACAUAUAGUAACAAAGAUUGUCGAGUAUUAGUAACUAUUUUACCUUAAUUUUUAUUUUUUAAAUCGAUUUUUUUUUACUAGUCCUGGUAUUGGUGUUCCAGCAGUUAGGCGACCUUGGUCUUGGUCUUUCAAAGUGCAAGAACAAGACUGAAUUUGAGUAACACUAUAGAGCAUAUACAAAUACACUUGCGAUGGUCUG